Messenger RNA from Prorocentrum cordatum, 527 nucleotides. The record is from the annotation of a GenBank genome assembly. Lineage: Eukaryota; Dinophyceae; Prorocentrales; Prorocentraceae.
AGCUUUUUGUUUCGGUGCGCCUGCAAUGACUCUGUGGAGAGUGGGGGGGCGGCUCGGGCGCAGCAGUCACAGAGGCUGUGGGCGGAGACGGCACGAGGAGGUGGAGGCAGAGGAGUGGCGGGCGCGGGCAGGGGCACGCGGCCCCACGCCGUGCCAUGCGGCUUCGGCAGGGGGGCGACACACCUUUCAAGGACCAUGCCCCGCUCGUCGCGAGGUUCAAGAGGUUUGACGUGUAUUCCAAGGUACACGAUGAUUACCGGGUCAAGACGAAGAGCGGCGGCUUGAUAUCUGUGGUUGCGAUUAUAAUCAUGCUCAUUCUGUUCACUUCGGAGUUGAACUCGUACCUCACCGUCGAGGUGGUGGACCACAUCGUGGUGGACACCGCGCUGAACGAGAAGCUGCCGAUCGGCCUGAACAUCACGUUCCCGCACCUCCGCUGCGACGAGGUCUCUGUCGACACAGUGGACUCCACGGGCGAAAACCAGGUGGACAUUGCCGGGGAUCUGACGAAGCUCAACCUGGACCGG